AGCGACGCGUUUAUCUCAAUGUUUAAUCACAUUAGCAUAACGAAGGAAGUGAAAAUAUAACAAAAACCGGUAGCGGCCAACUUGACUCGUUGAUUGAGAUGAGUUGAGAGAGUACAGGCCAUCUGAAUUGCGCACGUAUGAGACUCCACAGUGUUCAGCUUCGAAACUACAGAAAGAAAUUUGGAAACAGACUCUGAAACUGUGAAUGUAAACACUAAUUUUGAUACUAGAAACAGAACAAAAAAAAAAAAAACAAACAAAAACCAGCAUCAAAACACAAAAAGUAUUGCUUAAUUGGAGACGGCGCCAACAUUUAUUUAUACAAAAAUUGCAAAUAUACAUACAUAUAUAUUCCAAAACACUCCAUUAGUGCAUAGUUAGGAAAUAUACAACCAACAAACAACAACACAUACACUUAAAUGCUGCAUACACAAAAGUGUAUAAUAAUUUAAAUGCUAAUGAAAUUUGAAUACGAAGAAUAAGAAGAAUCAAAAGCAGUUAAAAAAUUUCAAACAGCGAAGAAAAGCAAUACAAACGACGAACCUCAGCGUUAAGCAAAAAUCUUUACUAUUAUCGUAUAUCAUAUGUAUAUUUAGGCAUAGAAAUAUAUAGGUAGGUGGAAUCACAGGAUCGAAAGAAUUGAAGAUUAUUCAGCACGAAAUCAACAAAGUUCAUCUCUGUGUAUUAGGUGUAUACUUUGAGGAAGAUAUAUAAUUAAUUAUAUAUACAUAUGUAUAUAUAAAAAACACAUUAGGAGGAUUAUUGUAUGUGUGCAAGUUUUCAUCCGACUUUUUUAUAUACUUAUAUACAUCAAAAGAGGUGCGACAAAUAGUUAAGAAGAACCACAGCUUAUUUUUGAUAUUAGCCUUGUUUUUCUCCCUAUUGAUGACCGGUCAGUAGUAAAUACGAGGUUCGUGUAGAGUUAGAGUAGAGUUAGUGCUCUCGCAUAUCUUUCGGAUCGCUCAGAUCAGUUCAGAUCGCUCAACAUGGACGAAUCACAGCCAAAGACCCUAUAUGUGGGCAAUCUUGAUGGCUCCGUGUCCGAGGAUCUACUCAUUGCCCUCUUUGGCAAAAUGGGGCCAGUGAAAAGUUGUAAAAUCAUCAGAGAGCCUGGUAAUGAUCCUUACGCCUUCAUCGAAUAUUCCAAUUAUCAGGCUGCUACCACAGCUCUGACCGCCAUGAAUAAACGCGUAUUUCUCGAAAAGGAGAUUAAGGUAAAUUGGGCCACUAGUCCUGGCAAUCAACCGAAAACAGACAUCAGUUCGCAUCAUCAUAUAUUUGUUGGCGAUCUCAGUCCGGAAAUUGAAACAGAAACGCUAAGGGAAGCCUUUGCACCCUUUGGCGAGAUCUCCAACUGCCGCAUUGUGCGCGAUCCACAGACCAUGAAGUCCAAAGGAUAUGCCUUUGUCUCCUUUGUGAAGAAGGCCGAAGCCGAGAAUGCAAUACAGGCAAUGAACGGCCAGUGGAUUGGGUCGCGUUCAAUUCGUACCAAUUGGUCCACACGUAAGUUGCCACCUCCGCGAGAAUCCACCAAGGCUGGCGGACAAGGUGGUGGCAUGGGCGGUGGCGGACCUGGAAACGGUACCGGUAUUAAGAGUAAUCAGCGGCACACCUUCGAAGAGGUCUACAAUCAGUCGAGCCCAACAAAUACCACCGUUUACUGCGGCGGUUUUCCGCCUAAUGUCAUUAGCGACGACCUGAUGCAUAAGCACUUCAUGCAAUUCGGUCCGAUUCAGGAUGUGCGUGUAUUCAAGGAGAAGGGUUUUGCGUUCAUUAAGUUUGUGACAAAGGAGGCAGCCGCACGCGCCAUCGAGCAUACGCACAUCAGUGAGGUUCAUGGGAGUCAAGUGAAGUGCUUCUGGGGCAAGGAAAACGGCGGCGACAACAAUUCAGCCAAUAAUAUAAACGCUGCUGCAGCGGCGGCCGCAUCCGCCAAUGUCGCUGCCGUGGCUGCUGCUAAUGCAGCUGCCGCUGCAGGUGCAGCAAUGCCAGGCCAAAUGAUGACGCAGCAACAGAUAGCAGCCGCUACUGGAGCUGCGUUACCUGGUCAAAUGAUGACGCCGCAACAAAUAGCAGCAGCUGCGGCGGCACAAUACCCUUACGCUUACCAGCAAAUGGGCUACUGGUAUCAACCAGCGGCAUAUCAAGCCAAUCAGAUGCAAACACAGUACUUGCAACAGGGCUACUAUCCCUACGCCUACGCUACCGGUGCUCAGCAAGCGGGAGGUGUCCCUGCUGGAUAUCGCAUGGUGCCGCCGAAUGUGGCAUGGGGAGUGCCCGGUACAGUAGUGCCAGGUGUGACUGCCGCUGCUGCCACAGCGGCUGCAGCAGCCAACGGUUCACUUGCCCCACAGAUGAUGUACAGUGCUGCGAUGCCGCAAUAUCAGACCCAAUGAGCGGAGAUGUGACGCCUGCUUCGACGCCGUCUGCAACAUCCAGGCAGUCGCUGCAGCCAACAACGCCCACUAUUGCAACUGGAACCGUAUCGACGACUACGAUACCUAGAAUACCAUCAGGGAUCCGUUGCUGUCCCCAUUACGUUAGAGACACAACCGGAGCCCGUCGGCAACACUAACACCAACGCCAAUAUCAUCAACCAAAACGGGUUCAGCAACAUAACACAGCUGCUAUGAUUUAGGCAGCAUGCCAAUAGGGUUGCUAUGGGCGUACAAGGCAUACGUUGGAUAGGCAUGGCGUUGUAAGGGGUCACUCAUCUCACACUUGUUUGGCCAUAUCUAUAUAUAUAUAUUAUGAUAUGGUCGAAGUCGUGUAGGUUAAAGGUCCAAAAGCUAAGCGUGGAACUAAAAGUUGAAUCACGCGGCGACAUUCUGAAGCACUGGGCGAUGGGCGGGUAGCUGUAACAAUCUAAUCCAAUCUAAGUACAUGUUACAAUAAUUUAAUGAUUUGUAAUUUAAGACCAGAUAUAUAGGCGCGUGAGCACGAAACGGAAACAGAAACGUAAAUGAAGACAGACAACAAAUUUAGCAAACAAUCCAAGAUGAAGGUGAUGAUGACUAAGUGAAAUGGUAUAAAUUUAACUCACUGCGAGUAGAACGUGUGUGUCAACAUAAGAAAAUAGGUAAAGAAAACAGAACGAAAUGAGAAAUGAGUGAAGAAGAGGCGAUAGAAAUAUAGCCACAAACAAGCCGAAAGUAAAAGUAAAACAAAUCUAGUUACUAAGAGAUUGUAAAUGCGAACAUACAUAUUGUAUAUUUCCAAUGUGGAAAACGAAAUGCGAUAUAAUUAUGUAAAAUGUAAAAUAAAGAAACAAAAAAAUAUAUAAA
Messenger RNA from Drosophila willistoni, 3284 nucleotides. RefSeq names its product nucleolysin TIAR (gene Rox8). The coding region runs from base 987 to 2396 and encodes 469 amino acids. The record is from RefSeq and is a predicted model, not a curated record. Lineage: Eukaryota; Metazoa; Arthropoda; Insecta; Diptera; Drosophilidae. The transcript has 5 exons. Gene Ontology annotation, molecular function: RNA binding.